Molecule: messenger RNA, 2195 nt
Organism: Arachis stenosperma
Lineage: Eukaryota; Viridiplantae; Streptophyta; Magnoliopsida; Fabales; Fabaceae
Product: galacturonosyltransferase 8-like
Exons: 4
Coding region: 406-2076 (556 amino acids)
Molecular function (GO): polygalacturonate 4-alpha-galacturonosyltransferase activity
Source: RefSeq, a predicted model, not a curated record
UCCCACAGUCUCACUGCCCCAAAUUUCUACUGCUCUUCUCCCACUCUCGCACACACGUUUCCGGCCUCUAUCUCUCAAACACCCCAACGGCGGUCACUUCUAUCUCCGGCGUCAGUCCCCUCUCUUUGCUGCUGUUAUUUGUUCUCUCUCCACCGUCGCUGCCACCUCUGAGCUCGUCGCCGAUCUGCUCUCUUCUGCUCUUCUGUGCCUCUCUCCGCCAUUGCUCUGUUUUUGCUUCAAAUCUGCUCUCGCCGCUGCUGCUCUGCUCUCUGCUUCCCCAGUCCCGUUGCUGCCUCUGAACUCUCUCGCCUUCGAAGCCGGUCCAUUCUUAACUGCAGCAGGGAGCAUCCUUAGAGUCUUAGCCUCUGCUAUUUCCCUUGCAAGCGUUGAUGCUGAUUCCAAACAAUGGCAAACUCACAAACCAAAGGGAACCGGAGCUUCAGUUUCUCUUUUAGAGUCUUAACCUCUGCUAUUUCCAUUGCUCUCUGCAUUUUUUUCACUUUCUCAUUUCUCUUCACCACUCACCACUACCACCACCGCCACAACAACAACAUCGGUUCUGAUAGUGUUGCACGUGGAUUUGGAUCUGUAACGAGAUCCAUUCUGGCCUUGAAAACAGAUCCAUUGAAGCCUCGGUUGGACCACAUCAAGAAGCAAGCCGAGGAUCACCGCACACUUGCAUUGAUGUAUGCAUCCUAUGCAAAGAAACUCAAGCUUGAGAGCUCCAAGGUUGUUAGAGUUUUUGCCGAACUCUCAAGGGACUUCUCGUAUCUAAUGAACAAACCUCGGUACACUUCCCUCUUCGGCUCUGAUGGGGUAAUCGAUGAAGCAGUGCUUCGCCAAUUGGAAAAGGAAGUAAAGGAGCGGAUUAAGACAGCUCGCCAAGUAAUUGGUGAAGCCAAAGAAUCAUUUGAUAAUCAGCUAAAGAUUCAGAAGUUGAAGGACACAAUUUUCGCUGUGAAUGAGCAGUUGACCAAGGCAAAGAAGCAAGGAGCUUUCUCCAGCUUGAUUGCAGCUAAGUCAAUCCCGAAGAGCUUGCACUGUAUCUCAAUGAGGUUGAUGGAGGAGAGGAUUGCACAUCCAGAGAAGUAUUUGGAUGAGGGGAAGCCUACUGCUCCAGAACUUGAAAAUCCUAAACUUUAUCACUAUGCCAUAUUCUCGGACAACGUCGUUGCAGCAUCUGUUGUGGUCAAUUCAGCCACAAAGAAUGCAAAGGAACCGUGGAAACAUGUGUUUCAUGUUGUGACUGAUAAGAUGAAUCUUGGAGCGAUGCAAGUGAUGUUUAAGUUGAAGGAUUAUAAUGGGGCACAUAUUGAGGUUAAGGCAGUUGAAGACUACACGUUCCUGAAUUCAUCGUACGUGCCGGUGCUUCGACAGCUGGAAUCUGCUAACCUGCAGAAAUUUUACUUUGAAAACAAGCUUGAGAACGCCACAAAGGACACUACAAAUAUGAAAUUCAGGAAUCCAAAGUAUUUGUCGAUACUAAACCACCUGAGAUUUUACUUGCCUGAGAUGUAUCCAAAGCUCCAUAGGAUUCUGUUUUUGGAUGAUGACAUAGUGGUUCAGAAGGACCUUACUGGGUUAUGGAAGAUUGAUAUGGAUGGCAAGGUGAAUGGAGCUGUAGAAACAUGUUUCGGAUCAUUCCAUAGAUAUGCACAGUACAUGAAUUUCUCACACCCCUUGAUAAAAGCAAAAUUCAACCCUAAGGCUUGCGCAUGGGCGUAUGGAAUGAAUUUCUUUGAUUUGGAUGCUUGGAGAAGGGAAAAGUGCACGGAAGAGUACCAUUAUUGGCAGAAUCUGAAUGAGAACAGGACAUUAUGGAAACUAGGGACAUUACCUCCAGGUCUUAUCACAUUCUACUCAACCACAAAGCCACUAGAGAAAUCAUGGCAUGUUCUUGGGCUUGGUUAUAACCCAAGCAUCAGCAUGGAAGAGAUCAACAAUGCGGCAGUGGUCCACUUCAAUGGUAACAUGAAACCAUGGCUUGACAUUGCUAUGAAUCAGUUUAAGCCACUUUGGACAAAGUUUGUUGACUUUGAGUUAGAGUUUGUUCAAUCCUGCAAUUUUGGUCUCUAAAAUUUGUUAUGAUGGCUCCUUCCACAAAAUUCUUAAUCUGCUAAUUAUCUAUUAUGAAUUAUAAAUGAUUAUUGUAUCUUACAGUUGGCCUUGAAAUGGUUUUCUCUAAGUGGGAAACA